Molecule: messenger RNA, 1809 nt
Organism: Xenopus laevis (African clawed frog)
Lineage: Eukaryota; Metazoa; Chordata; Amphibia; Anura; Pipidae
Gene: nxph1.L
Product: neurexophilin 1 L homeolog
Exons: 3
Coding region: 199-1014 (271 amino acids)
Source: RefSeq, a predicted model, not a curated record
GCAGAUUGUGCUUGGGCUCAGCUUCCUUGCAGGCUUUAGCCUCAGAGACAAGAGAACAGUUCGACAGAGCAAGGCAGUCAGUAAAAGCUGCUGGAGGGAGCUGUCCAGGUGCUGUAAAAGUGGAUGUCAGGCUUGGAUUUAUGUUCUUGAAGGAAUAGAACAGAGCAAGCAGGACCCGAGUAAGUUUGAUCAGGGAGGAUGCAGCCUGUGUAUUGGCUCUCCGUGCUCCUGCUCCAAGCCACCCUCCAGCUGAUGAUAUGCACAAAUUCAAUGGGUGCUGGAAAGACUGGAAAUAAAAAAUCAGGAAAUUCAAUAUCAACCCUUAAACACAUAUGGACAGAAAGUAAUAAAGAAUUGUCAAUCAGCCGACUCAUUUCACAGACUUUUCGAGGAAAAGAGAACCAGACAGCCUUGAAUAUGAGAUAUGACACACCUGAACCUUAUACAGAACAGGAACUCUGGGAAUGGCUGAGGAACUCCACCGAUCUGCAAGAGCCUCGCCCCAGAGCAAAAAGGCGGCCUAUUGUCAAGACAGGAAAAUUUAAGAAAAUGUUUGGAUGGGGUGAUUUCCAUUCCAACAUCAAAACUGUGAAGCUAAAUUUAUUGAUAACAGGAAAAAUUGUAGAUCAUGGCAAUGGAACCUUCAGUGUUUACUUUAGGCACAAUUCAACUGGGCAAGGAAAUGUAUCUGUAAGCUUAGUCCCCCCAACUAAAAUUGUGGAAUUUGACUUGACACAACAAACAGUAAUUGAUGCUAAAGAUUCUAAGUCUUUUAAUUGCCGCAUUGAAUAUGAAAAAGUUGACAAAGCUACAAAGAACACACUUUGCAACUAUGAUCCUUCAAAAACAUGCUACCAGGAACAGACCCAGAGUCACGUGUCCUGGUUGUGCUCCAAACCCUUCAAAGUGAUCUGUAUUUACAUAUCAUUUUAUAGUACAGAUUAUAAACUAGUUCAAAAAGUGUGUCCUGAUUACAACUAUCACAGUGACACACCUUAUUUCCCCUCUGGUUGACAUUUACAAGUAUGCAAGACUUUACCUCUAAGAACAAGUUGUGUCUGGGCUGGAACCUUGAUGAAGAAAGUCACAUCGGUUUCCUGGAAUGUGUCUACCCUGCCAAUGAUUUCACUUGCAAAUAAAACUAAUAUUGGAAAUUAUCCAGAUGCAAUUUAGUUUCCCUGGGUCACCCCAUGUAUCAUUUGAUAGAUGUAGGCCAUUGUGGUUAUAAAGCAAAUAGCAAAUACACAUUGUAAGUGGUUGUUUGUUAAGAUCUUUCAUUCAAUUUCAUUGUCUUAUUAUACACAAUGUUUUAUGCCAGUUUUACAAGGAAGCAAAAGGACCAGCCAUGCUAAAUGGUUAACAAUGAAGAAAAGUAGGGAUAUAUAAUUUGCUGUCCUGAUUACACUCUUUUAGGUGUUUGCCUAGAGAAAAAUUUGGAGGAACUGUAAAAGUAAAUAAAAUAUCAAAGAAAAAAAACAAACAAACCUGAGAUGAUUUCCUACAGUGUGUGGUUUUGGAACAAUGUUUUUUUAGAGUCAAUAGCUACAAAUAAAAAAAGUAGGCACAUUUAAGGUUGUAUAGUGUGACAUAUAUUCAUUAAAGGAAGCCCGUCACAAAUAAAGUUGAACAUUCAUUUAAAAUUUACAUGAUAGCACACAUCAAAAAAGGUUGCUUACAUUUUUGGAUUUGGAAAUAUUAAAUAUAACCCAGGUUUCUUGAGACUUCCAAAACAUUCAGGGGCUGAUUUAUCAAAGGUUGAAUGUUAGAGUUUUUUUUUACCUCAAAUGAACUCAAAUGACCCUGAAAUUA